Messenger RNA from Symbiodinium natans, 465 nucleotides. Lineage: Eukaryota; Dinophyceae; Suessiales; Symbiodiniaceae. The record is from the annotation of a GenBank genome assembly.
AUGAUCAGUCACUGGUGGGGUGGUCGCUUCGCCGAUUUCAUUGCGGCCGUGGAUCAGAUCGUGGCCGACCGGGCCCUGAGCAUCUGCACGGUCUUGUGGGUGUGCACCUUUGCCAACAAUCAGUUCGGUGAGUACUUCGGCUCGCGCAUCAUGGACACCCCGUUCGCUCGCGCCAUCAUGAAUGCCGAUGCCACGAUUCUGAUCGUGGAUCGCGAUGCGGGCUCCUUAACGCGCAGCUGGUGCUGCUUGGAACUGCACUGCACCAUCACCAUGGAGAAAGAGCUCCAGCUCUACACCUCCACGGGCAUGGUGGGCUCCGCGGCUGUUUCCUCAGGGCCCCUGGUGGAUGCGAUCUCCCGGUGGGACGUGCGCAAGAGCGAGGCGGCCGAGCAGGCCUACAAGAGGCAGAUCCUGAACUUCAUCGCGGAUGUGCCGGAGACUUGCGGUGGGUUAGUGAGGGAAUGA